Mycetomoellerius zeteki is the source of this 1079-nucleotide messenger RNA. RefSeq lists its product as uncharacterized. The transcript has 3 exons. The record is from RefSeq and is a predicted model, not a curated record. Bases 93 to 1079 code for a protein of 328 amino acids. Lineage: Eukaryota; Metazoa; Arthropoda; Insecta; Hymenoptera; Formicidae.
ACGUGAAUAAACUAAAUCCCAUGCGCGCGGGAUGACAUGUCGAAGUGCCGCGGGAAAUAGCAACGAAACGAGCGGUGAUCAGUGUGUGUACGAUGGACAAUGCGUGCUUCGCGUGGUCGGUGGUCGCCGCUCUACAUCCGGCUGAAAGAAAUGCUGAUCGGGAAUCGUCGUAUCCGCAUUAUACAACAGUGCUAAAUCUUGCGGGCAUCGAGUUUCCGAUGAAUUUAAAAGACAUUCAAAAAUUCGAACGAUUGAACGCGGUGUCGAUCAACGUAUAUGGCAUCGAAAAUAAACAGAUCCUUCCUCUACGGCUCACCAGCGAUAAAAAGGAGAAACACGUCAACGUGCUGUAUCUACAAGAUCCACGCGACGACAGUCUUGGCCACUUUGCUUCGAUAAAAAAUCUAUCCCGUCUCGUGAGCUCGCAACUCAACAGAAAAAAGAACAAGAAAUUUUUCUGCGAUCGAUGCUUGCAUUACUUCAGUACGAGCGAAAAAUUAGAGUUACACGCAAUGGACUGCAGAAAAAUGAACGAUUGCGCCAUCAGACUGCCGAGCGAGGACGAUAAAUGGCUCGAAUUCGGCAACCACUGCAAUAAGGAGCGCAUUCCAUUCAUCGUCUACGCCGACUUGGAGUGUGUUCUACGCAAGAUGAAACCCAACAGGGAAGAUGCGUCGUCAUAUACAUAUCAACAGCACGAGAUAUGUAGUAUAGGCUACUACGUACGUUGCUCGUACGAUGACGCGUUAUCGUCCUAUCGGUUCCGUCGCGAUGAAGACUAUUCUUACAAAUUUUUAAGUGCGAGCCUCGAUAAAUUGGCGUCGUAUCUCGAUAAAGAUAAAUUAAAAAUUGUACGUUCCGAAUUUUCAACACUAUCGAACGAAGAAUUUGAACUACUCACCCGAAAAGGCGUAUUUCCGUACGAGUACGUUGACUGCGUCGAAAAAUUGCAGGACACGCGCUUACCACCUCGCGAAUCAUUUUACAGUUCCUUGACGGGCGAUACCGUAUCCGAGAGCGAUUACGCUCACGCUGCGAACGUUUGGCAGCGAUUCUCUGUGCGAAAGCUCAGCGAAUAA